AUGGAAUUUACAAACAUAAACAAUGAAAAUUCCUUUGAUCCAACACCAAAAUUGAAAUCUAGUCCUAUACCAAUUAAAUUUGUUUCUUUUAAUCAUGAAGAUAUAAAAUGUAUUAAUUGUGGAGAAAAUUAUAUAAAGGCACAUUUUUAUUGGCAAUAUUAUUGCAAAAAAUGCUUAAUAAGUUAUCUUAACGAAGUAACUGAUAAUAAUUUAUACUUAGACGUAUAUUACACAAUGAAAGUAAAAUGUGAUGAACAUGAAAUAAGUCAGAUAAAAGUACCAAAAACUAAUCAAGAAUGUUGUGGUAAUUGUUUGAUAAUUUCAUAUUUUAGACAAAUAUCUACUUAUAACUAUCAAAUGAUCGAAAGUGAAAAAGAUUGUGUAUUGUGUGGGAAAUCAUUAUAUCAAGGAAAUGACAAAAAGAUUACUCGUCAGUGUAAAUUAUGUUCAGAUUGUUAUUUAAUUUCUUCUGAAUAUAUAGAAUCAACCUUGGUUAAAAAGAAGAUUUUCAUUCUUUAUUUACCAUGGUGGCAUGUUGAUUUUUGGUGUAAAAAUUGUCUAUCAGAAUUAAUAUUUACAUCAGAUUGUCAGAAAUAUUGUGAACAUUGUCUCAUAUUUUAUGUUGGAUGCAGAUACUGUCUAACAACAAAUAUUGUUUUUGGACUUACGGGUCAAACACAAUGUAAAAAAUGUAAAAGAAUAUCACUCGUCAAAAAUGGCGAUAGAGAACUUGAUGAUUUUCUUCUUAAUAGUAAUAUAUAUGAUAAUUUAAAGUUAUCUGAAUUCAUGAAUACCGUAAAGAGUAUAGACAAAUAUUUUGAUCCAUUAAGUUUAUUUAACUCUAUCUUUGAAAAAAAAAGUAUUAUAGAACCAAUUAAAUGGAUACCAUAUUCUCAAUUUACAAAUGUAAAAGAAAUGACAAGAGGGGGAUUUGGCAUUAUAUACCAAGCAACUUGGUUAAGUAAUAAUGAAACCGUUAUUUUAAAAAGAUUUGAAGAUUCUAAAAAUAUUGAUAAAUAUUUUUUAAAUGAGUUAAAAUCAUUUCAAUAUUGUUUUGGAUUAGACAACGAACAUAUUAUCAAGCCUUAUGGCUUUACAAAAGAUGCUGAAUUAGAGGAUUACAUAUUAGUUAUGAAAUAUGCAGCAGAAGGAGAUUUACACAAGUAUUUGCAAAAUAAUUUUGCGAAAAUUACAUGGGAUAAACAAAAACUAGAUAUUUUAUGGCAAAUUUCAAAGGGUCUUGAAACAAUUCAUAAUAAAGAUUUUAUGCAUCGAGAUUUUCAUAGUGGAAACAUAUUAUUUGAUUGUUCUAGUGAUGAAGAAUGGGAAGAUAAUAAUUAUUUUCAAUGGAAAAUUACAGAUUUAGGAUUAUCACAGUCUGUAAAUAAUAAAUUAUCAAAUAAUGAAAUAUAUGGAGUGAUACCUUAUAUUGCACCAGAAAUAUUUAAAGGAUCUAAAUUUUCAAAAGAAACUGAUAUUUAUAGUUUUGGUAUGAUCAUGUGGGAACUUACAACAGGCUGUAAACCUUUUGCUAAUGUUGAACAUAGUAUUAGUCUGAUUUUUAAAAUUCUUGAUGGAGAACGACCCAAAAUUACAGAAGAUACACCUGAAUGCUAUGCUAAUUUAAUGAAAAGUUGUUGGCAUUCUGAUCCUCAAAAAAGGCCUUCAAUAAAAAAAAUUCGUUUCACUAUUGGUAAUUGGAUUUUUAAAAAUAAAAAUAAUGAAGUAUUUAAUCAAGCAGAGGAAAAAAGAAUAGAAUUGGUAAAAUUGAAGAAGAUUGGGCCAGAAUUUACUGAAAAUCGUCAUUCGGAAGCCAUUUAUACAAGUAGACUAUUAAGUGCUUUAAUUUCUAAAUGUGCAUCAACCAAUUCAUCUUCUUCAAUUUCAUUUGAUAACAAAAAUGAUUAUAAUCAUGAUUAUAUAUCAGCCGAACAAGAGCUUGAUAUAGACCUUAAAAGUUCUAUGAUUCAAAAUUCUUCAACCUCUUUAAAAAAGAGAAGUAAUGAAGUGUUUUUAAAUACUGAAAUUCACGAUAAUGGUGGUAAAUGUUUACUUUGA
Rhizophagus irregularis DAOM 181602=DAOM 197198 is the source of this 2058-nucleotide messenger RNA. Lineage: Eukaryota; Fungi; Glomeromycota; Glomeromycetes; Glomerales; Glomeraceae. The record is from RefSeq and is a predicted model, not a curated record.